Verticillium dahliae VdLs.17 is the source of this 1500-nucleotide messenger RNA. RefSeq names its product 6-hydroxy-D-nicotine oxidase. Bases 1 to 1500 code for a protein of 499 amino acids. NCBI's taxonomy places the organism in Eukaryota, Fungi, Ascomycota, Sordariomycetes, Glomerellales, Plectosphaerellaceae. Gene Ontology annotation, molecular function: oxidoreductase activity; FAD binding. The record is from RefSeq and is a predicted model, not a curated record. The transcript is spliced from 2 exons.
AUGCAGACUAUCCUCACAUCUGCCCUCACGGCGGCUCUGUUGCCAGCCGGCCUCGCCUCUCCGACGUGCACUGUCGAAAGCUGCCUCACCGCGGCCUCCGUUCCCUGGCUCGAUGACACAGCCCCCGACUGGACCGUCUACACCUCACCCUACAAUCUGCGCCUGCCGGUGGCCCCCCGUCUCGUCGUGCCCGCCACGAGUGUAGCCCACAUCCAGGACGCCGUGCGAUGCGCCGCGCGCCACGGGCUCAAAGUGGCGCCCAGGAGCGGCGGCCACGGGUACGCCACCAACGGGCUCGGCGGCGAGGACGGCCACGUUGUCAUACAGCUGGAUCGCAUGUUCGGAGUUCGACUCAGGGAAGACGGGACGGCCAUCUUCAACGCGGGAUCGAGACUGGGUCACAUCGCUACAGAGUUGUUCGCGCAGGGCGGUAGGGCCAUCUCGCAGGGACUCUGCCCGAGUGUCGGGUUGGGCGGACAUGCUGCUCACGGAGGGUUUGGGUUCAGCUCGCACACGCAUGGACUGACGCUCGAUGCCGUCAUCGGGGUGACUGUCGUACUCGCAGACGGAUCUCUCGUGCAUGCCUCCGAGAAGGAGAACGCCGACCUUUUCUGGGCGCUUCGAGGCGCAGGGUCGUCAUUUGGAAUCAUUGUUGAGUUUGAGGUCAAGACCUUUACGGUACCGAAGGAGGUGUCGUGGUUCGCCAUCGCGUCCAAUGUUGCUGUCGAUAAGGAGACGGCGUUCGCGGGAAUCAAGGGCUUUCAGGACUUUGUCGACAACGACAUGCCACCCGAACUCAACCUGCGCCUUUCGUUGACCAACUAUUUCGGCUCCUGGGAUAACAAGCUCGAGGUGCUGUACCACGGCAGCGAGGCCGACGGUAGGGCGGCGCUGGAGCCCCUGAAUGACCUGCUCAAGUUUGACUGGACUUCGGAGCGGACAAGUGUUGGAUCAGGCGACUGGAUGGCGGGCGUGAAGCGCUGGGCGGACGGGUUGACGGGCCCGUCGGUCAACAUCACCUUCCCGUACCAGCAGUCCGGCGCCCUCUUCUUCGCGACGAGCCUGAUGACCAAGAAGAUGCCAGAGGCCUCGUUAGAGGGCUUCGUGGACUACUGGCAGAACCAGGGACAGCAGCCGCGGGCCUGGUUCGUCCAGAUGGACGCCCACGGAGGAGCGAACUCGGCUGUGGCGGCCGUACCAAAGGAUGCCACGUCGUACGUGCACAGGGACAAGUUAUGGCUGUUCCAGUACGUCAUCCUUGCCACAGAUGCGGCGGAUCGGGAGCCUUAUGGUUUUCUCAAUCGCUGGAUCGACGCCGUCAUCGACGGCAUGCCAGACAGCGAUUGGGGACGAUAUGCCAACUACAUCGACCCCGAGUUGAGCCAGAAAGAUGCCUUGGAGCAGUAUUACGGACAACACCUUUCGAGGCUCGAGGCGAUCAAGACAAAGGUCGAUCCGACAGACCUGUUCCACUUCCCACAGGGCAUCCUGCCGCAGUGA